CGUGGACCCCACCGUCCCCCAGCUGGUUUUUAAUUUUUCGUUUUCUUGCCCAUUUUGUUUCCUGUUUUUUUUUUUAAUUUUUAAAAUUCCUUUCGAGCCACGUUCUCUUCCCCCACCACCAUCAGCCUCCUUCACGAUGAACAAACUGUACAUCGGGAACCUGGGCGAGGACGCGGCGCCCUCGGACCUGGAAAGUAUCUUCAAGGACGCCAAGAUCCCGGUGUCGGGCCCCUUCCUGGUGAAAGCGGGCUACGCCUUCGUGGACUGCCCGGACGAGGGCUGGGCCCUCAAGGCCAUCGAGGCGCUUUCAGGUAAAACGGAACUGCACGGGAAACCCAUCGAAGUUGAGCACUCGGUCCCCAAAAGGCAGAGGAUUCGGAAACUUCAGAUACGAAAUAUCCCGCCUCACUUACAGUGGGAGGUGCUGGAUAGUUUACUAGUCCAGUAUGGAGUGGUGGAGAGCUGUGAGCAAGUGAACACUGACUCGGAAACCGCGGUCGUAAAUGUAACCUAUUCCAGUAAGGACCAAGCUAGACAAGCCCUGGACAAACUGAACGGGUUCCAGCUGGAGAACUUCACCUUGAAAGUCGCCUACAUCCCCGACGAGAUGGCUGCCCCACAGAACCUGUUGCAGCAGCCACGAGGCCGCCGGGGGCCUGGGCAGCGGGGUUCAUCCAGACAGGGCUCGCCGGGAUCACCAGCCAAACAAAAGCCCUGCGACCUGCCUCUGCGCCUGCUGGUGCCCACCCAGUUUGUCGGAGCUAUCAUAGGGAAGGAGGGCGCCACCAUCCGGAACAUCACCAAGCAGACACAAUCCAAAAUCGACGUGCACCGCAAGGAGAAUGCGGGGGCUGCCGAGAAGUCCAUCACAAUCCUCUCUACACCCGAGGGCACGUCCGCGGCCUGCAGGUCCAUCCUGGAGAUCAUGCACAAGGAAGCUCAGGACACAAAAUUCACAGAAGAGAUCCCCUUGAAGAUUUUAGCCCAUAAUAACUUUGUAGGCCGUCUCAUCGGUAAAGAAGGAAGAAACCUUAAGAAGAUUGAGCAGGACACAGACACUAAAAUCACCAUCUCUCCAUUGCAGGAGCUGACACUGUACAACCCAGAGCGCACCAUCACGGUUAAGGGCAGCAUUGAAACGUGUGCCAAAGCUGAGGAGGAGAUCAUGAGGAAGAUCAGAGAGUCCUACGAGAAUGACGUGGCCUCCAUGAACCUUCAAGCGCACUUGAUUCCUGGACUGAAUCUGAACGCCUUGGGUCUGUUCCCGCCCACACCAGGCAUGCCACCUCCCACCUCUGGGCCCCCCUCAGCCAUGGCGCCACCCUACCCACCACUGGAGCAGUCGGAGACGGAGACAGUGCAUCUAUUCAUCCCAGCACUCUCGGUGGGCGCCAUAAUCGGCAAACAGGGCCAGCACAUCAAACAGCUUUCUCGCUUCGCGGGAGCCUCCAUAAAGAUCGCGCCUGCCGAGGCCCCAGAUGCUAAGGUGCGGAUGGUGAUCAUCACGGGACCCCCAGAGGCGCAGUUCAAGGCUCAGGGAAGAAUUUAUGGCAAGAUUAAAGAAGAGAACUUCGUCAGCCCUAAAGAGGAGGUAAAGCUUGAAGCUCACAUCCGAGUGCCAUCCUUUGCUGCCGGCAGGGUGAUCGGAAAAGGAGGCAAAACGGUGAAUGAGCUCCAGAAUUUGUCAAGUGCGGAAGUAGUUGUACCUCGUGACCAGACACCUGAUGAGAAUGACCAAGUUGUUGUCAAAAUAACUGGUCACUUCUACGCUUGCCAGGUUGCCCAGAGAAAAAUUCAGGAAAUUCUGACUCAGGUAAAGCAGCACCAACAGCAAAAGGCUCUGCAGAGCGGACCAUCGCAGUCACGGCGGAAGUGACGGCUCAGGCCCCAGCCCCGCAGAGGCAGACGCCAGACCAAAGACAGACCGCCGACCCCUCUCCAGACUCCACGCACAAGUCUGUACCCAGCCAGUUGUUUCUGAGGACCAGGCAACUUGUGAACUCCUGUCUCUGUGAGAAUGUGUACUUGAUGCUCUCUGAAAUAUGUGACACCCAGCUUUAAAAAAAUGAAUGGGGGGAGGGGUGGGAGAGGAGAGCUCCGCACUUCCCUGUGUCGUAGUCUCACACGUUAACAGCCAGCCUCGGUUUCUCCGUGUGCUCCCUGAGAAUGCCGGAAAUCAGCCUACUCGCUAAACUCAUCAGACUUUAAAAAUAGAUUGCUCCUAAAUACAACUGCUAAAAUUGAAUCGGAAUAAUCACAGAAACUAAAAGGUUAAGCCAUUAGCAUCAAAAAAAUUGUUCUCGGUUUUAUUUUUAUCUGACACUAACAUGAGUAACAUAAGGGAAGUGCUGAAUGGUGUUGGCAGGGGCAUUAAAUGUGCAUUUUUUUACUCAACUACCUCAGGUAUCCAGUAAUACAAGGAAAAGCAAAAAGCAAACGCGUUUUUUUUUUUCCUGAAAAUUUUAUAUACUUCAGAAGGAUACAAGUCCGAACAUUUUUUUAUGAAAUAAAUUUAACAGCUAACAG
Molecule: messenger RNA, 2526 nt
Organism: Ochotona curzoniae (black-lipped pika)
Lineage: Eukaryota; Metazoa; Chordata; Mammalia; Lagomorpha; Ochotonidae
Gene: IGF2BP3
Product: insulin like growth factor 2 mRNA binding protein 3
Exons: 15
Coding region: 137-1876 (579 amino acids)
Biological process (GO): regulation of gene expression; nervous system development
Cellular component (GO): nucleus; cytosol; cytoplasm
Molecular function (GO): mRNA 3'-UTR binding
Source: RefSeq, a predicted model, not a curated record